Molecule: messenger RNA, 4085 nt
Organism: Bombyx mori (domestic silkworm)
Lineage: Eukaryota; Metazoa; Arthropoda; Insecta; Lepidoptera; Bombycidae
Exons: 9
Coding region: 322-2241 (639 amino acids)
Source: RefSeq, a predicted model, not a curated record
CGGUCGAAUCGGCUUGAGAGACGCACAUCCGCGUUCGUUUAACAUUUACAAAUCAAUUUAUACUUAAAAAAACAAAAAACAUAGUGUAGUUUUAAAAUUUAUAGUUUACGUAAAACAAAAUUAUUUCUUAUUAACUAACAAACAAAAAUAAAGAUCAAAACUAUAAUAAUAAAUAUUAGAAUAAGUAUUUAAAUUCUCAUUAUUUUUUUUUAAUAUAAAAUGGUGUUCAGUGAAAACCUAUCGAAGUGAAUGGUGUUAUGUGAUAUUAACAAAGCAUAGAUAUAUUCAUAGAAAAAAUCAACUUAAAACUUAAAGAUUAAAAUGUUUCAAUACGAAUUUGAGAAGAGACCCGCAUCGGCACACUCAUGUGAGAGCCAGGCCACCGUCAGUACUGAUUGGAGUCGAAGCUAUAUGGAUCGCCAUCAUAGAAUGACAUCAAGACCUUUACCGCCGCGACCGAUUCACGAUAGAAUACCGGUCAAACCGACUGUCCCGUUGAAGGUGUGGAUCGUUGCGAGCGCGUCAUGUUUCGCGGUCUGCGCGGUCCUGGUCCUCGCAACUGUGGUGGUCACGAGAUGGGGAACCAGCGAGUACACAGCCCGAGAGAUUCAUUCACAUGAACCGGAGCCUAUAUAUUCGGAGAUUUAUUCAAAAUCAAAACAAAACACUGAAGAAGUUACCGCAGAACCGCGCUUAGACGAAGACAACGAAUUGCCGAUACUAGAAAAACUAUCGUUUUUCAAAAACAUUGUAAAUAGAAACAGGAAUGUUGAUUUGAAGUCUAAAGCGCAAAUUCAGCCGAUACACGAAGCAAUCGAACACAAAGAGCGUAAAAUCGAGAAGAAAGAUAAACCCAAGCCACCUAUCAACUACGAUUUGAAUGACAUCAACAAUGAUAAUGACAAUGACUUGGCUGCCACCGAAACGGACGCAUCUGAAAAAUUAUUAGAAUCCGAAGAUAAUAACUUUGCACCGAUAAGUUUUAAUAAGAAGACGGACAGACGCAUCGAAACCUUACGCGCUAAAAACAAUGACGUGUCUUCGUUUGACGUUAACGCUAUCGAGAGAGAAAUAAAGAAUAUAGGUGAUACAAUAGUGCCAGAAUUCAAGCCGUUAAACUCUGAGGUUCUAAUCAAGAAAGUCAAACUGCCUGUUAGCUAUUUAGAGACACUAAGAACUGAAGUGGACUACGACGAAUAUUACAAUGAUAUAAACCUUUACGAUGACUACAUGCAAAGCAACACAAUGACGAGUUAUUUAAUUGAAAAAGUUCAAGAAUUGCACAGUUGGCUAACAAAAGACUCCGAUUUUGAUGUUAUCAAAAAUUCGACUAAGAACAGAAAUGAUUUCGGCGAAGUUUUAAAAGCUCUGAACGAAAGUCUGAUCGAAGGGAACGCUAGCGUUGUCCUUAAUAAGCUGAAGGAAAUUUAUUUCGGUGAAAAUUUCACUAUUGGAGUUCACGGCAGGAGAUCGAUGCUGGGGAAUGAAACUGACUUACUAUCGUUUGGCAUUUUGAGUUUAGACGUAAUGCUGCUACACAAUAUACAGACCAUGGCUUGGGAGAGUCAGGAAACGGCCCGUAUAAACAUGAUGAAGGAUCCAAACGUUUUCGCUUUCAACGCCCUCUUCAUGGACCCGAGUAAAGUCGAAGCCAAAAUGAACGAGCAAAAUCAACCGUACGACGUAUAUCCAAAACGUCAAAACAAAUUGACACCUGCCGACGACUAUGGUUUUGGAAAAAAUCUCUUUGAGAACAUUCUCGAGAUCGGAAUGGGCACGUCCCGAGCUGCCAUACAUUUAGGAAGAGUUUACAAGAAUACACGGUCAGUCUUAAACCAAAUGUCGAAUAAAGAGAACACGCCGGUGUUGCCAAGGAACAUAGACGAGAACACCCACGCGCUUAAUCGUCUGCAGAGUUCGUAUAGUAGAAACGGCAGUGUUGCCAGCUCGGACGGUUUCUACACGGAGCUUGACUGCGUUUGGUUGUUGUACUGUAGGAAUCUCGCGGCGACAUCUAAACUUAACCCUCCUUACGGAACUAUGGCUCGGAUUAACGGGGUCGCCCUCCGGAUGCUUGCUGGAGAACUGUCAGGUGAUAAAGCUUUAGACACGAUGCUGUACGAAGUGUUCGCGGGCUGGACCGAGUUGAAGUGUGACGACAUGUUCCCCAAAUGCAGCAAAGUCAAUGCGGCCUCAGUCGUAUUGGAAACAAUAUUACAGCCGGCGAAGAAAACACAGUAGUUUCGAGGCCGAUGAAAAAACAAAAUUUUACUACUAAAAUGGUAGUUUUUUUUACUGACUUGCAAUACUUUUUUGUUUGUUCUUUUUUUGAAAUGUAAUUUUCGUAUUUGCUCGCUACUAUUGAAAUUCCAUUUUAAUCUAUCAUGUACAAUAUUGUUUGUUGUUAAAUAUUAUUGAAGCCGUUGUCUGUCUGUAGUAAAAUUAAAUUUAAAGGUUAAGAAAUAGUUUUAAUGUUUUAUAAGUACAUGGUUGGAGCUAUCUGACUUAGCUGUAUAAUUUUACUAUGUUAUAAUAUUUUAGAAAUGAUUAUAUUAUAUCUAAGAGAAAAUCAAGGGGUAACAGAAUUUUAUUAUUGUCAAUGUCAAUGUCAAUAUUAAUGUCAGACGUUUCGAAUACUUUACAGUUUCGCUGACGUACGACGAUCAGUUAGUUAAAUCGUUGUUUAUAUUUUUUUAACACGUUUCUUGGCUUUACAACCCACCGGAGAGCCUGGCAUUACUUAUACUAUUCCGGAAUCAAAAUCAGGGAAUCAGGGAAUCGGUAAUUUGUUAUCAACUUGAGAUUUUCAUUCUAAAGAUUUUGGUAUAAUAUACGAAAAUUAGCGCGGAUGAUAAAAAUUGCAGGAUGACUUUUACCAUCUAGUUUUAAAAGGCUCAAGGAUGACCCUCAUCGCCCGAAUGGUUCAGUAAGAUCAGACUCACCGGUGAGCACCGUGGCUCAAAUGAAAAUACUCGAUUUCUCAUAUGGCGUUCAAUGUGUUAAAAAUGACAAAAGUUUAAUAUGAACUAGGUUAUUCUUGCAGGCGCACUUCUGCAGCCGUGAAAAGCUUGGCCUAGCCCAGUUUGGUUUAGUUUAGUGCGUUUUUUUACAUAUUUUGUAUUUUAUCGAAUGAUCGCGCGACAAGUCGUCGUGGCCUAAAGGUUAAGACGUUCGGUGCAUUCGUAUGUAGCGAUGCACCGGUAUUCGAAUCCCGUCGGCGGGUAUCAAUUUUUCUAAUGUAAUACCUACUUAAGAAAUGUUCACGAUUGACUUCCAUGGUGAACGAAUAACAACGUGUAAUAAAAAUCAAAUCCGCAAAAUUAUAAUUUGCGUAAUUACUGGUGGUAGGACCUCUUGUAAGUCCGCACGGGUAGCAGGGUGGUCCCUGCCUAAUUCUGCCGUGAAGCAGUGAUGCAUUUCGGUUUGAAGGGUGGGGCAGCCGUUGUAACUAUACUGAGACCAUAGAACUCAUGUCUCAAGGUGGGUGGCGGCAUUUACUUUGUAAAUGUAUAAUAUGGGCUCCAGUAACCACUAAACACCAGGUGAGUUAUGAGCUCGUCCACCUAUCUGUGCAAUAAAAAAAACAAGGACUCAUUACUUACGACCUCAUGUCCGCUGACCUCACAGUAGAUGCGACUUUGACCCGGGUCGAAGCUCUCGUCAGGAAUUUGUACAUGAAGCAAUGACUGUUAUAAAUAAGUACCUACACGCAAAUCGUUUUAGGAUUUAAACAUACUUUAUUGUCACAAAUUAAGGAAUUAAGUUUGUUUUUAAAUCUUAAUAAAUAUUCAUGUAGGUACCUACAUUUUUAUCUACUAAUAAUAUUUAUCUUUAAAGUAAGUAGUUAGUCUAACAUAUUUGUUUGAGCUAUACUUAAAAUCGCAAAUUCGCGUAUGGAAAAACUGAUCAAAUUUAAUUGUAUUUAGAUUAUUUUUUUCUCUAAGCACCUGUCCUUUUUGUGUAUACUGUGACAUUGGCAAAAUCAAUGCCUAAGACGUUGGAACCAUUUAUAUAGAAAAAAAGAUACCUAAUAAUAAAUAAGAUACCUACUUUUUAUAGACUGAAAAAAUAUACUUUAAAUGAUU